Callithrix jacchus (white-tufted-ear marmoset) is the source of this 2381-nucleotide messenger RNA. Its product is annotated as nmrA-like family domain-containing protein 1. NCBI's taxonomy places the organism in Eukaryota, Metazoa, Chordata, Mammalia, Primates, Cebidae. Gene Ontology annotation, cellular component: nucleus. The record is from RefSeq and is a predicted model, not a curated record.
UAGAGUGGGUUUAAAACUCUCCCUUGAGAAGAAACAUAGCAUUUCAGCUGCUGUCACUCCUUCAAGGAAAGUUCCUCUACUCCACCAACCCUCUCUUUUCCCAGUAACAUGGCCAGCAAGGAAGUCAUUACAGUGUUUGGAGCAACAGGAGCUCAAGGUGGCUCUGUGGCCAGGGCAAUUUUGGAGAGCAAAAAAUUUGCCGUGAGAGCAGUGACCAGGGAUGUGACUAAGUCAGAUGCCCUGGCGCUCCGCGACCUUGGAGCUGAGGUGGUGAAAGGUGACCUGGAUGAUAAAGCAUCCGUGGAUGAUGCCUUAAAAGGUGCCUAUGGGGCCUUCUUGGUGACCAACUUCUGGGAAACUUUGAACAAAGAGAAGGAAGCGCAACAGGGUAAGCUGGUGGCAGACACCGCCAAACGCCUAGGUCUGAAGCACGUGGUGUACAGCGGCCUGGAGAACGUCAAGCGGCUGACUGGUGGCAAGCUGGAGGUGCCACACUUCGAUGGCAAGGGCGAGGCGGAGGAGUACUUCUGGUCUCUUGGCAUCCCCAUGACCAGUGUCCGCGUGGCGGCCUACUUUGAAAACUUUCUCACGGCGUGGAAGCCUGAGAAAGCCUCUGAUGGAGAUUACUACAUCCUGGCACUACCAAUGGGGGAUGUACCGAUGGAUGGUAUCUCUGUUGCUGAUGUCGGCGCAGCUGUCUCUAGCAUUUUUAAUUCUCCAGAGGAAUUUUUAGGCAAGGCUGUGGGCCUCAGUGCAGAAAAACUAACCAUACAGCAAUAUGCUGAUGUUCUGUCCAAGGUUUUGGGGAAAGAAGUCCGAGACGCAAAGAUUACCCCGGAAGCUUACGAGAAGCUGGAAUACCUUGCAGGAAAAGAAGUAGCCAAUAUGUGUCUUUUCUAUCAGAUGAAGCCCGACCAAGAUGUCAAGCUCACCCACCGACUAAAUCCCAAAGUCAAAAGCUUCAGCCAGUUUAUGUCAGAGAACCAGGGAGCUUUCAAAGACCUGUAGAAAAGCAGCUGUUCAGAUAGGCCUCUGAACCAAGCACACAGCCUCUUUCCUCUCUGACCCUUUUCCUCUUUACAGCACAUUCGCAGCGACAGAACACUGGCAUGCAACUGUUUGUAACACCAAAGGAUUUCCUGCAGUCCUCUCUUCAGUAGGAAGCACAGCACUGGUGAUGGGACACAGUAGUUUGAUUCACGUUUAACUUGCUAGUUAGUGACAAGGGUGGUACACCUGUUUGGUAAAAUGAGAAGCCUCAAGUUUAAAUAACCUUCUGUAGCUCUCUGUCUCCUGGAGAGCCAAGUCCCCUCAAAGGACUCUGGCCUGGGGACUUCGUGCUUCUAUCUCCCAGGUGAGUGAUUUCAACCCCCAGCGCUGAAAUUCCCCUGGGCAACUCCAGUUUUCUCAACUGCAUCGCAAAAUUCCCAGUGAACUUUUAAGUCAUUUUAAUUUUAAAAAACGAACAUCUUUGUAGAGAAUUUUCUGGGGAACGCGGUGUUCAAUGAACAAGCACCAGCACUGGAAAUGCUAGAAUUUGGUUUGGCUUCAAGAUUGGAAGUUUCUUCUCUGAGUCAUUCAUGAAGUCGCCUGUUGAGCCAUCAUUCAAAUAUUCAUCUAUUAAUCCCUCUACCCUUCACUUAUCCAUUCCACAAACGUUUCUUGAGCACCAGCACUGGUGGCAUGUUUGUGGACUUCGCUUCAUUCCUAUGUGUUUUCUUUUUUCUUUUUUUGAAACGGAGUUUCACUCUUGUUGCCCAGGCUGGAGUGCAAUGGCAGGAUCUCGGCUCAGUGUAACCCGGGUUCAAGCUAUUCUCCUGCCUCAGCCUCCCGAGUAGCUGGGAUUAUAGGCAUGUGCCACCAUUCCCAGCUAAUUUUGUAUUUUUAGUAGAGACAUGGUUUCUCCAUGUUGGCCAGGCUGGUCUUGAACUCCCAACCUCAGUUGAUCCUCCCGCCUCGGCCUCCCAAAGUGUUGGGAUUACAGGUGUGAACCACUGCGUAUGGCUCCUGUGCGUUUUCUUAUCACAGUGGUCCACUCUCCAAAGGCUCCUUCCAGUGUGUGGCUGGGGUUGAGUCAUGCCAGGCCCAGUGAGGCCAUCUCCCCAUGUAGCUCUGGCUAAAAUCCAGAGAAUCUGCUGGGAGAAUGGGUGGGGCAGGAAGCUGGAGGCAGGGCCUGUGAAGGGUAGGAAUGUGGAAAGAGAAGGAGGCAGAAGGACCCCAUAGGACAUUUCUAUAUCUCUGGCUUAGCAUUUUCUAUAUCAUAUUGUAAUCAUAUUACUUGCUAGUUUUCUUUCUUACUGUGAGUGACUUACACUCAUCUUUAUCCCAGUGCCUGCUACCUAAUAAGUAAUCAAUAAGUGUUGAUUGAUUAAAUGAGUAAA